GAGAUUUAACAACAAAAAAGCUGCUAAGUUAGCUUACAUAACAUCAUUAUCUCAAUUUCUAAAUAUUCCUUUCCGUAAUUAAGUUAGUCUCUUGUUUACUCAUGUCGCAAUGUGUCUCAACUUCUCCUAUCUCCGAAGCUUUCAUCUAUCUCUCUCUAUAUAUUCCCAUUAUGUAUAUAUUGAAUCUAAUCUUUCCCAAAAUCUCCGAUCGUAGACGUAGAUGUCUUCCUUGAUUAUGAAAAGUCUCGGGUCCAUUGUCUCUAUCAUUACAAGAAUUUUCUCCUUUCGACGCGGUCGUUAUGUGUCUAAUCCAAGAACCACAACACAUAUAAGCUACUUCAGGAUGUCUAGGAAACGUCCACUCUCUUUGCAGACGGUUGAGCUCAAGGUCAGAAUGUGUUGCACCGGUUGCGUCAAGAUCGUUAGGAACGCAAUCUCCAAACUCCGAGUGGAGGUGGAUAGAGAGUUGGGAAGAGUAAGAGUGGUGGGUUACGUUGACAGAAACAAAGUGCUCAAAGCCGUGAGGCGAGCCGGGAAGAGAGCUGAGUUUUGGCCAUACCCUGAGCCUCCACUUUACUUCACAUCUACUCAAAACUACUUCGUAGAUCCUUCUAAAGAGUUUAAAGAGAGCUAUAACUAUUAUAGGCAUGGCUACAAUGGUACGGAACAACAUGGUAAUAUUCCCGUAGGUUCUCGUGGAGACGAUAGGGUUAGUAAUAUGUUCAAUGACGAUAACGUUAAUGCAUGCCGUCUCAUGUAACUACAUGCAUAACGACUUGAAACUUGGGAAAAAGUAAAUUAUAAUUAUAUGAUACUUCACUUUAAAAAAAUAAAACUAAGAGAAGUCCGACGUUCUCUGCUUGUAAAUAGGAAAUGUCAUUUUAUAUAUUAUGGUUAAAAAUAUAA
Arabidopsis lyrata subsp. lyrata is the source of this 906-nucleotide messenger RNA. Its product is annotated as heavy metal-associated isoprenylated plant protein 44. The record is from RefSeq and is a predicted model, not a curated record. NCBI's taxonomy places the organism in Eukaryota, Viridiplantae, Streptophyta, Magnoliopsida, Brassicales, Brassicaceae. The coding region runs from base 221 to 760 and encodes 179 amino acids. The transcript has 3 exons. Gene Ontology annotation, molecular function: metal ion binding.